UAGCCAAAAUAAUCCUGGGAGAGAAGAAAAAAGCUGCAGGACUCACAUUUGCCUCUUUCAAAGCUUAGCAUAAAGCUACAGUUAUCAAAACUAUGUGGUACUGGCAUAGAUCAGUGGAGUAGAAUGAAGAGUCCAGAAGUAAACCCAUAAAGCUAUUCGUAGGUAUAAACCCCAAAGAAUUGAAAACAGGUGUUCAAAGAGAACCCUGUCCAGGAAUGCUCGCCACAGCCUAUUCACAACAGGCAUAAGGUGGCGGUCACCCAAAUGUCCACCAGCUAAGGAGAGGAUACACAACCUGUGUGGUCAUGCCAUGUGGUGGAAUACUAUUCGGCCAUGAAAAGGAAUGAAGUGCUGAUUGUGCUACCAGGUGGAUGAACCACGAUGAAAAUGUUACCCUAGGUGAGAGCAGCCAGACACAAAAGGCCACCUCUGUAUUGUAUGAUUCCGUCUCCGGGAAGUCUCCAGCACAGGCCAACUUCUGUGGACAGGAAGCAGAUUAGUGGUCGCCUGGGGACUAUGGGGGUGGGAGUGGGGUGGGGGAAACUGCAGGCGGCGGCAGUGGGGAUGACUGCCUGGCGGGUACAGGGGCUUCUUUUGGGGGUGGUUUCAACGUUUUGGAAUUAGAUGGCUGUGACGGUGGCCCAACACCGCAAGUGUAUACUUGGUACCACUGGAUCGUCCGCCAUUUGCUCUUAUCCUAGAGUUCCCGUCCCAUGGACAGUGGGAGUUCCCUCAAAGAGAGGGUCCAGCGAGCAGGUGAGCAAGCAUCCUGCCAGCACCACUUCUUUGCAGGCCCAGGCCCUUUGCAGGGGCGGGGGCGGGGGCUGGGGGCCAAUGGGAAAGCAGUGACGUCACGGGAUCUACGUGUCACGGGGCGUGCGCCCUGACCAAUGAGGGGCCAGCCCGUGGUCGCUAGGCUGCGGAGUAGAGGCCUGGAUACCCGCUGUCUGCAGACGUUGGGAUCAACUGCCACAUCUCAUCCCCCCGCACCUCAUCUCGCCGAACCACAUCCCACUGCAUCUCACCGCACCGCCUCGCCCAGCAUCCCGCCGCACCGCAGAGCUAGGCCAGUGGGAGAAACCGCACCCUACGCCCAGCAUGCCGAAGGAAAACAGCCGUCGAGGGUCAUCCCGUGGUCACCAGAGGCGGAACCGCUCCUGCUCCCGCACCACCAGAGCCGAGCUGUCGUUCUCCGUGAGCCACACGGAGCGCCUCCUGCGAGAGGGCCGCUAUGCCCAGCGCCUGAGCUCCACCGCACCGGUCUUCAUGGCGGCCAUCAUCCAGUACCUGGCGGCCAAGGUCCUGGAGCUGGCGGGCAACGAGGCCCACAACAGCGGCAGGAGGCUCAUCACUCCAGAGUUCGUGGACUUGGCGGUCCACAACAGUGCACUCCUCGGUGGCUUCUUUGGGACCACAACCAUUUCCCAAGUGGUCCCGGCCCGGCAGUAGCUGCCCAACAUGACCUGCGGCUCCGGGCCUCGGCCGUCGGGCGCCAGGCCCGCUCACAGCCG
This is a messenger RNA of Vicugna pacos (alpaca), 1511 nucleotides long. It is a transcript of the gene H2AB1, whose product is annotated as H2A.B variant histone 1. Lineage: Eukaryota; Metazoa; Chordata; Mammalia; Artiodactyla; Camelidae. Gene Ontology annotation, cellular component: nucleosome. The record is from RefSeq and is a predicted model, not a curated record. Gene Ontology annotation, molecular function: DNA binding; structural constituent of chromatin; protein heterodimerization activity.